This is a messenger RNA of Populus trichocarpa (black cottonwood), 2662 nucleotides long. RefSeq lists its product as uncharacterized. NCBI's taxonomy places the organism in Eukaryota, Viridiplantae, Streptophyta, Magnoliopsida, Malpighiales, Salicaceae. The record is from RefSeq and is a predicted model, not a curated record. The transcript is spliced from 5 exons. Bases 190 to 2253 code for a protein of 687 amino acids.
UUUCUUUUUCCUACUGACAGUUGAGUUCUCCUUCCUUCCUUCCCCCCUUUCUUACACUAGUCCUCGAACCCCUGCCAGGCUGCCCCGCCCUGCCUUUUCACAGACAAUGAAACUGAGUUGGCUUGUUUGUUAACCUUUCUGUUUUCAGAAUUGUCAAAAAAGACCGGACUUAAAAGAUUUUGUCAAGAAAUGGUUGCCAAGAAAUCCAAGGGGAUGAUCAAGCAUCUCAUCUCUGCAAUUCAAUCUCCACAGGGUCUAAAUCCACCCAGCCUUAAAAGAUUGUAUGCUCUGCUUCACCAUUUGUCUACUCUGAAGACCCCCAUAAGUGGCAGUUUCCCAGACAUGAAGCUUAAGAAAUGUCGGCUCAACUUCGAACUUAAAGACAUCAACUGCCUGUCUGAUAUUUUGUUUAAGCAGCUUGAGGAUAGGUUUCAUGGGUUAUUCUCUGCUUUACAUGAGCAUAAUGUUUCGGCCGCUGAUAAUGGAAAAUGUUUCCUGAUUGAAGAACUGACAUUGCUUCUGAGAUGCUGUUUGGUUAUGCUGGUUUUGAUUGAACAUGACCAGCCUCUUCUCAUACAGAAGGGUUUGGGUAUUCUUUCCAUGCUUAGCAGACUGGUUGCUACAGAGUUAAGUGGUCGAAAUGGAAAGAGUUCUAUUACUUUCAAGAAGUUGACUUCUCGUCAAAGUGUUAGUGAUGAUUGCACCACCUCUAUUACUGAGGAGUUUGUUGCUUCUUUAUGUUUAUGGAAGCCUUCUGAUCCGCGCUAUGCAUUUCUAUGUGCUGUUCUUGAGGUAUUUGCAGAUGAGCUUUUGGUGCGUCAAACAUUGAGACAGAAUUUUGUGAUGAUUGAUUCUGCACCUUCCCGAAGCGAAAGGCUAUUUGUGUGCCCCUCUGGGCAUGGUAAUAUUGGAAGCGUUCUGGAGGUGAUUUGUGCUCAUUUUGUCGUAUCACUUUCUGAUGAGCAAGCUUUUGAAAAUUUCCUCAACAGAUUAUUUUGGUGCCACGGGGAGGAUUUCAGAAUUCCUGAAAUGAGUUUGCCGGCAGCCUUAUCAUUGCUUCUCAAUCCCAUCAUGCUUUCUGCACCCAAAUUGUUUCAGGCAUACUUGAUUUUAAUGGUUUCUGAAGCCAUUGGUAUUUGUAUGCCUCAACCAAAUACGAUGCUGGAUCCUAAACUUAUGGAUUGCUAUACAGAGGCAUUUGAAAGGUCUAUCUUCUUGUAUACUAGGCACAUGUCUAGUUUGCAUGUUGAUGAUUUUUUGGGUGACAAUGGUUCUUUUAUCAGAUCAGGUUUGCAUGGGAGCAGUAGUAAGCUGAAUUUUGAAUCUUUUCUUCAUCCAGCCACAAGAGACAAACUGCAUCAUCUAAUUUCCAAGUCAUAUGAUGCAUGGAAUUCCUAUUUAAGCAGUAUGUCUUCUAGAACAAAUUCUGAACUGGUGGCUGCCUCUAUUGCCUUCAUGAAGGAGAGCCUGUGCAUUGUUGAUGAAUCGUUUAAAGAUGAGAUUCUGUCAAUCUUAAGUUGCAUAAUACUUAGAUAUCCAUCUAACGAUAUUGGUGACACUUUACUGUACAAAAAGGAGGAAACCAGCUCUCAAGACAUUUAUCUUCUCGCUUCCAUCUUGAAAUUAAUGAGUAGCUCAUUGUUGCAAGCUAUAUGGUAUGUAAAGCAUCUUAGGUCUUCAGUUUGCCUGAAAUCACUGGAAGAUGUGUCUUCAUGCAAGGGCUACGAUGUUAUAGUGGAUAUUCUUGGUUGUUUUGAGCACUUCAGUAUCAGUCUACCAAUUCAAAAAUUCUUAUGUGAAACAUUGCAAUCUCACCCUGCAAGGCAUAAGAAGUCCAGGUGGAUGUUUUUUCACUUUUCGGGGUUGCUGUCAUUGAGUUAUGCUAGCGGGCUUGAUUUUUUAGUAAAGGACUGUUUAUUUGCACUUAUGGUAGUGUUGAAUAUGUUUAUUAUUGAAGAGGGGGAUCUCGCUGCAGUGGAUUCAUUAUUUGGUUCCAGCUUGGAAUCCUUUUCAUCUAAAUCCUCUGAUAAAUCUGAAGGGGUCAUGGCAAUCUCAAAAUCUAGCCAAAUAGUUUCAUCGAAAAUUCAAAAGAUUCAGGAGAUGUACUUGAGACUGCUUGUGUCAAGAGAAAUGAUAACAUCACCUAUUUCUCCCCGGCUUUUAUUGUUUAAUUCAGAACACGCUCCACCAUAUGUUCCAACGACAGAAAACAACACAAUCAAGCAGGAACUUCAGAAUAUGGCUCCAUCAUGAAUGAGUUGGAUUCUGUUGCCAGCAUGGAAGAUGCUAAGGAAACCUGCAAUGGUGAGAUCUUCCUGAAGUGCGUGCUAGGGAAGUAUGCAAAAUCCAAAGUUAUAGAUGAUUUAUCAGACUUCAUUGAAUGCGAGCAUGGAAAGAAUUACUCUGGCUGGUUGAGGGAUCGACAAAGAUUUAGAAUAUGGAAGUACAAGAAAACAACAAUUCGAAGGUGGAAGAGAAAAAAAAUGUGUUGGAAUCAUCUAAAAGGGUAGUAAAUCAAGAUGUUAUAAGCUUUUCUUAUCUACUUAUGCGUAAAUGUUAUAGAGCGGACUGUGAUCUGUAAAGGUUGUAAAUUGGUGGCGGAUCUCUUAUUGAAUUUACAGAAAUAGCUGAAUGUAUCCCAGUGACAUGUUUUUGUAUUGUA